AUGUACUUUUCAAGCCUUCCCAUGCACGGGCAACCGCCGGAACAGCCGCUGAGAGCGCAUACCGGAACUCUGGUUGGCGAUCGAAUCUGGUUCAUCGGUGGUGUGGAUGGCAAGAACUGUUGGCGGGGUGUGGCAUACUUUGAUACUGAGACCUUGUUCUGGGGCUCAAUAGAGACGUUUGGAGAGCAACUUCCCCCGCUGAGAGCACAUACUACGACCUUGGUAGGGACAGAUUUGUACAUCUUUGGUGGUGGAGACGGUCCAACAUACAGCAAUGACAUCUGGGUAUUCGAUACGAUCACCCACCGAUUCUCUCGACCAUCAGUCGCUGGAUCGUCAUCCGGUCUGCCGCCACCACGCCGAGCACAUACAGCCAUUCUCCACAAGCACUAUCUGGUCGUAUUUGGCGGUGGUAACGGACAAGCCGCACUGAACGAUAUCUGGGCGUUGGACGUUUCUGACCCUGGUCAUUUGACAUGGCACGAAUGGAAGACCACUGGUGAUAGGCCGCAAAAGAAGGGAUAUCAUACGGCGAAUCUGGUGGUGUCAAAAAUGGUCGUUUUCGGAGGCAGUGAUGGACACGCUAGCUUCGCCGAUGUCCAUAUCUUGAAUCUAGAGUCCCUGGUCUGGACGUUGAUCACAACGGAGGUCACGAACAAUCGGCUUUCCCAUACCUCGACUCAGGUCGGGUCAUACUUGUUCAUUAUUGGCGGGCACAACGGUCAGAGCUAUGCCCAAGACGUUCUCUUGUUCAAUCUCGUCACUCUUCAGUGGGAGUUCAAGACACCCGCAGGUAUGGCCCCGCCGGGUCGAGGGUACCAUGUGUCGCUACUUCAUGACGGGCGUAUAUUCAUCUCGGGAGGAUACAAUGGAAUGGCAGUGUUUAACGAUCUAUGGGUCCUUGAUCUCAGCGCUGCGGCUUACUUGCCACAAGUGGUGAGUUCUACCGCUGUAAGUAGCUUCCUGCUCAUCAACCUGUUCAGACGACCUUUGAUAUUGACGAGACUGCUGGCGUACCGCGACGUGAUGCCAUCGUGA
Kockovaella imperatae is the source of this 1038-nucleotide messenger RNA. RefSeq lists its product as hypothetical. Gene Ontology annotation, molecular function: protein binding. NCBI's taxonomy places the organism in Eukaryota, Fungi, Basidiomycota, Tremellomycetes, Tremellales, Cuniculitremaceae. The coding region runs from base 1 to 1038 and encodes 345 amino acids. The transcript is spliced from 4 exons. The record is from RefSeq and is a predicted model, not a curated record.